UUCUAUUUACUCAUCAACACAUAGGCGCGCGUGUUUUCACUUUGCCACCCACUACUCUUACAACAACCCAAACUCGCCUCUCCACCGUACUCUCUCUCUAACCCUGUGAAGCUUCAGUACACUCACACCUCGAAGCACAAAACUUCCUUGACAAUAAGCAAAGCCCACCUCCAGGAUUCCCCGCCGGAGUCCUCCAUGGAACCCCGACACGGAGGUGCCCGCCACCGUACUCCGGCCAAAUGCACUAGAUCCUAGGUCUACGUCUAACCUUUGACACAUGUCACAGCAACACUUAAAAUUGAACUACCAAACUCCCAUAAUACACAAUCAUAUGAAAAAAGCAGUGUCUAGUUGAAACAGGAAAUUAGUACAUUGAUUAGUGCACAGUAGUUGAGACUUGAAAUUUCAAUUAUAAUGGCUGCACUUAGCACCGCUACCACAUCAGCGGUGGAAUCCACAUCCGUUGCGGUGGCGUUAUCCUCGGAGGAGCUGGCUGCCAAGGCGGCGCAUAAGAGAUAUGAGGGCUUGGUGAUGGUACGGACCAGGGCUAUUAAGGGCAAAGGAGCUUGGUACUGGGCGUAUUUCGAGCCAAUUCUUGUGCAUAAUUCAGAUACUGGCUUAGCUAAGGCUGUAAAAUUACGGUGUUCCUUGUGCGAAGCUGUUUUCUCCGCCUCUAACCCGUCCAGAACCGCCACUGAACAUCUUAAAAGAGGGACUUGCCCAAAUUUUGCUUCAGCUCCUAAGCCUAUUUCUUCGGUGCCUUCGUCUUCUCCAGUUUCUAUUGCUAAUAUGGGGUCUAGUACUAAUACUUCGUCUUCUCCUCAGCAACCCCACAGUCACCAGCGGAAGCGUAGUUCUUCUGGUGGUAGUCGUGGCGAGGGUGGAGGAGGAGGCAGUGGAGCUUCUGUAGGCAUUAUUACGACGCUAUCCCCUCACAAGAUACCGCCAUUGGCCAUUGUUGAUCCUUCAAGAUUUGCAGUGGAGUUAGCUCACCCUCCUGUAAUUUCAGUAGCCAGUACUAGUGUUGUUGUUGCAUCUGCUAGUGCAAGUCCUCGCGGUGGCGGCAUGUUGUAUGGACAGCAGCAACAGCACCAACUAGUGCUGUCUGGUGGAAAGGAAGAUUUGGGACCUCUUGCAAUGUUAAAGGAUAGUGUAAAGAGACUGAAGAGUCCCACUGCAUCAACUACACCAACAUUAAGCAAAUCCCAAGUUGAUGCCGCACUGGAUUAUCUUGCUGAUUGGUUUUAUGAGUGUUGUGGGUCAGUCUCAAUUUCAAGUCUUCAGCACCCUAAAUUCAUGGCAUUUCUCAACCAGGCUGGGUUGCCUACAAUUUCACGAAGAGAAGUCUUUGGGUCGAGAUUAGAUACUAAGUAUGAGGAGCUCAAGGCCGAGUCCGAGGCCAAAAUUCGAGAUGCAAUGUUCUUUCAGAUAGCAUCUGAUGGUUGGAAGUCAAAGAAUGAUGGCAUUUUUGGGGAUGACAAUUUUGUGAAUUUGACAGUGAAUCUUCCCCAUGGGACUAGUGUGUUUAGGAGGGCAGUUUUUACUAAUGGUUAUGUGCCUUCUAAAUAUGCAGAAGAGGUUUUGUGGGAAACUAUUACUGAAAUUUGUGGGAGCACAGUGCAGCAAUGUGUAGGUAUAGUUUCAGACAAGUUUAAGGCUAAGGCAUUAAGGAAUUUAGAGGAUCAGCAUCCUUGGAUGGUUAAUCUUUGCUGUCAAUAUCAAGGUUUCUAUAGUCUGGUUAAGGAUUUCGGCAAAGAGCUCUCGUUAUUCAAGAACGUGACUGAGAGUUGUUUGAAAUUGGCAAAUUUUGUUAACAAUAAGUCUCAAAUUCGACAUAGUUUUCAUAAGUAUCAAUUGCAGGAAUAUGGGAAUGCUCAUUUGCUGAGAGUGCCUUUGCGCGGUUAUGAAAGAUCAGAUUUCAGUCUAGUUUACACAAUGGUAGAAGACAUACUGUGUUCUGCACGGGCGCUUCAUUUAGUAUUCUUAGAUGAAGCGAACAAGAGAAUCUUAAUGGAGGAGCCAAUUGCUAGAGAAAUUGAAGAAAUGAUGAGGAAUCCACAUUUUUGGAAUGAAUUAGAAGCGGUGAAUUCUUUGGUUAAGUUGGUGAAGGCAAUGGCUCAGGAGAUUGAGAUGGAGAAGCCACGGGUUGGACAGUGCCUUCCACUUUGGGAAGAGCUUAGAGUGAAAGUAAAGGAUUGGUGUUCUAAAUUUCACAUUGUUGAAGGACCUGUGGAGAAGGUGAUCGGCAUGAGGUUCGAAAAGAAUUAUCACUCAGCUUGGGCUGCGGCAUUCAUACUCGAUCCACUUUAUUUGAUUUCGGACAGUAGUGGGAAAUACUUGCCGCCCUUCAAAUUUUUGACACCCGAACAAGAGAAGGAUGUCGACAAGAUCAUAACAAGGCUUGUAUCACGGGAGGAGGCACACAUUGCACUUAUGGAGUUGAUGAAGUGGAGAACAGAAGGGCUCGAUCCAGUUUAUGCUCAAGCGGUACAAUUGAAGCAAAGGGAUCCUAGUACCGGAAAGAUGAAGAAUGCCAACCCCCAAAGCAGCAGGCUCGUAUGGGAAACGUACUUGACCGAGUUUAAGUCAUUAGGGAAAGUAGCAGUUAGGCUAAUUUUCCUUCAUGCAACAUCGUGCGGUUUCAAAUGCAACUGGUCUUUACUUAGAUGGGCAAGUGCUCAUUCCCAUUCAAGGUUGGGCAUGGACAGGGCGCAAAAGUUGAUAUUCAUGGCUGCUCAUUCAAAAAUCGAAAGACGGGAUUUAUCCAAUGACGAAGAUAAGGAAGCAGAGCUAUUUGAUUUGGAAAACGCUGAGGACGAUGUGCUCAAUGAGGUUUAUGUUGAUACAUCCUCUGUGUAAGAUUCCCUAUUAUCCCCUUGCUUUGCAGCCUAAGUUAUAGAUCUUCUGUUUCCCAAUUUUUUUUCCUUUUGAUUCUUUUUACUGUGGUGGUUCUUUCAUUGCUCUUGGAAGAUUUUGUGGCAGUUUCUGAGAAAGUGGGAUGUUAGUCAUAUUGCAAGUAGCUAUUCACUCUUUAGAAUUAUUGAGGUUAGAGAAUGGCUUCUUGUUUAAAAAGAUAAAAGCCAUUGAGCAGAAGCUGCAGAAUAGUGGGAAGUGUAACAUUUUUUGUUCCUUUCACGGUCUGGAUUGAAUAAAAUUUAUUCAAAAAGAGAAGGUUUUUGUUUUUCCUGCUGCCUAAAAUAAGUUUAUACUCUUGUUUGCAGUUUGAUAAGCAUUUUUGUCAUUCCUUCACUGUAGAUGCAUUUUUCUUCUUGAUAGAUUUUGCUUGUUAUAUAUGACAAAUAAAGGUUACUAUGAUUAUUACUGAGUUAAAGAAAAUAGCAGGAACAUAGACCUUCUACAUUUUGAAGAACUGGAAGUUGCUUUUCAUUGACAUUUUACCAAAGACGUUAGCCAUUGAUCCUCCGUUUCUGCCAAAAGCAUUUUGAGAUUUAAAUGAAACUUUUGUUUCUCAUAUGAAUUACAAUAAAAAGAUACCAUUGUUCAAGUAUCUUGAGUUGCUUGAUUAUUUAAAUAUAUUGUGCCUAGUAUCAUCGAGAUUGAAAUAAUAAGACUAUUUUUGGCUAUAACUCAAAAUGUCCCAUUCACUGUGACUCCGAUUUAUUCUCUUUUCUUUGUGCUAUAAAAGCUGUUAUCGAGGCUGACUGCAAUAUAGAUGAGGUUUCACUCGGCCAAGUUUUACAUAUUGUUGGACAGUGUUGAGUCUUAUUGUAGACUUUUAACCUCUGACCACAGAUUGAGCUAACAUUGGAUAUUUCAUAUACCGCGUGCACUUUUUCUCCAUUAUAGAGAAAAGCUUAAGUUCUGACAUUGUGGGUGAACCAAUAUGAAUCUGUGGUGUGGUUUUGCUUGUUUUCUAGUUGUUUUUUGUUUCUUAUUGCUUUUGGAAUUGCUUUUGCUCAAUCUAAUUGUAAGUGAGAUAAUUAAUUAGCAUUUCUCUUCGUGAGUUAGUUCUUUCUUUUUUAUUAGACUUCUCAGUCGACAGUCUUUUUACUAGAGCAAUAUUGGCAAUAAAAUAUUAUAUUCUCCUUCCUACUGCUGAGAAUGAUAAUUUAUUCAUACUUCUUGAGUUUUGUCUGAAGUACGGAUUGAAAUGUAAUGCCAAUUCAAUU
This is a messenger RNA of Olea europaea var. sylvestris, 4130 nucleotides long. RefSeq lists its product as uncharacterized. The coding region runs from base 415 to 2859 and encodes 814 amino acids. The record is from RefSeq and is a predicted model, not a curated record. The transcript has a single exon. NCBI's taxonomy places the organism in Eukaryota, Viridiplantae, Streptophyta, Magnoliopsida, Lamiales, Oleaceae.